AGGUCAUCUUUCGGUUCAGUACUUGAUGCGAUGCGUUGUUCUUCCCCUUUCCUGUUUUUACGGCAGCAACCCUGCCUUUUGGAGUUCUUUAAGUGAAAAAGUUAGAUACUUCAAUGAAUUCGUGUUUACGUCAACGUGGCAUUGCCUUGAUUGAUUCGGUACUGGUGGGCUGAGGAGUCUGCCUAGGACACGUGAUUUUCUUAUUUGGUUGCCAGUACGAAACUUUAGGUCUGUGCUUUGAUUAUCAUUAUGAUAAAAAUCACCUUAACCUUUAACUCUUUCUCUUUUCUAUCUUCCUCGGGUCUUUCUUUUUUCUAGUUAGGUCGGCUCCACCACAAUUAUGAUAAAAGUCAGACUAUCUUCCUGCAGAAGCAGACUUCCUGUGCAGUUUUAAUUCUUUCAGUAAGAGCUAUCGGAUCAUAUACCUAAAAAUCAAUAUAAAAAUGGCAACUGUUCUCGAUUCUGAAGAUGCCAGUUCUGCUGGGAACCCGUCAUUAGGAGACGUUCCUCCAGGGGUUGCUAUGACACUUCUUCGAUCCUGGAGUGCUCCUCGAUUUGAAGAUCCACCGAAAGACUCUAGUAACCCAGCGGGAGCAAAGGCCACUCCUGGUUUUAGUAGUACGUCACCCGCGAAAGUACUAGCGGGCAACACCAGUCCACCCAUCCGUGAAGCUGCGCGGAUGUUGACGUCAAGUGCGAGUAUAGAUGAGCUGCUGGAGAAAGCAGCGAAGACGAGAAGGGAGUCGCGGCAGGUUGCUCGGGGAUUGAGGCAGAGCGUGGCGACUGCGAAAACGGAAGGCGUCGACAGGGUGCGGGAAACGGUGGAGCACAUGUGUCUCCUGCAACGUGAAAUAGACGAAGCCCAGAAGCAAUUGUCGGCUUUUUCGGAGGGCACGUCGGCCCUAGAAGCCACUACUUUCAGACCUGAGCAUGGGUAUUACCUAGGAGAAUUGGAGGAGUUGGCGGAAGCACGGGUGAGGCGGAACCGAGAGCGGUUUCUGACGUGGGAAUUGUUUCUGUCGAAGCUAGAUCAAGCAGGCGAAGAGGUAGAAAUCAAGCAUGCGAGCUAUACAGGAGGGACUAUGGAAACAUCAACAAAUUAUAGGAGUGGAAUUAGUAGUACUAGUACGACCUCACCAUCUCCAACUACGCGACAAAGCCAAAGAACUUCAUCGUCGAGCAAGACCAAUAGUUCUACGCCCUCACCUUCUAGUGGUAGCAAAAGCAAAAACAACAAACACAACGAAGCAUCUGAAGGCCGUUCACGAGAGGAUUUCUUUGCCUUGCUGAGCUCAAACGGCGCAACCGGCAAUCUCGACCGCAAAUACGAUUACACGGCGUUGAAUCGUGUAACCCGAACUACAGCCGAGUGGGCUGACAUCCUCGAUCCAGAGACGCUAGAGGUCAUGCGUGGUGGCCAGACAGAGCCACGCGGAACUUACCUUUUUCCAAAAAGAGUUCUUGGAGUUGGAGGGGGGACACAGCAACAGGGUAAGAGCGUUUCUAGUGGUCGUGCAGCUCCUUCCGCAGAUGACGUCGUGUUUAAGGCACUGCAUGAGGCACGACGAGUUCAAAAUCCUAUGCCAAUACCUGACGAGGCUCACACCCAGGAAUUUGCUGUUCCAGCACUCGCUUCGGCUGCUUUGGGCACUGAGGUCAUCCUGGCAAACAACAGAAACAAUAAUAGUCAAGCUCACGACCUAGUGCAAGAUCGAUUGGCGCAGAAUGACUCAUCGUGGGUCGGUCGUCUGGAGUGCCUGGAGUUGCCAAAAGAUGGUCCUUGUUUCUUUCUGUGUCGCGGCUGCGCUUUGCCGCUUUAUCGCGCAGACAGCUUGUUCCAUCCGAAGAGAGAUCAGGUAGACCAUGGCUGGCCAGCAUUCAACCGCAGUGUCUACACAAAAGACCUGUACUUUCACCACGUAGCGAUCCGGUUGGAGCCUACAGGACGCGCAGCAAAGCCGGGAACGACAGCGACCAGUGGUGACAUUGGCGCAUCUACUGUGUUAGGUCUAGGUAGCCCGCCAGGAGGCCGCUUCGACUCUCCUCUUGGUGAACAGUCGAACUUCCGCAAUCCCGCUCUCUUCGUGAACGAAAACAAAAUCGGCCCAGUAAAAAGACCCAAUCCGCGAGCGAUAGAACUCGUCUGCAAACGGUGCGUUUCUCACCUGGGACAUCUGUUCCUGAACGAAACUCGUCCCGGCGCUCAGCGACAUUGCGUGAACAGCUGCUGCCUGGUGGGGCCUGUGCCGUUGUCGAGGUUGCAGUGCAUUCUACCGGAGUUUGCGACGCAUGGCCACGAUGGGGUGUUUCUCGAAAAUAAGGAGUACUUUGAACAGAUCGAUGCUUGAUAUUAUGUAUCUAUUACUAUAAUUGGUAAAAGAAUACCUGAUUGUAAUAGUCUUUGGCGUUGUCAAUCGCGCAUGCUCGGCAGUGUGAAGAUUUAUUAUAGUACGAGCCCGUUUUUCAGGGAGGGCAAAUCCGUUUGAAAUGUACUAUUCAUAAGAUGAACAACAUAAACAAGGAGCGUCUGCAUAGUGCGAACUUUCUGCUCGGUUCUGUAGCGGUCAGACUCGUACUUAGUUUAAUUGUAAAGUUCUAGAUAGCUAAUGAAUAUUUUCGUGUACUCAAUUAUCGCAAAAUGAUUCAGAUCUUGUUGUGUAGGGCAUAACUUCUAUACUAAGCAUCCUGUAAGAACAACAUCGUGGUAGUGUAAGAACAACAUCGUGGUAGUUUUGGAAUAUAAUAGAAAUAUUUUAGGGCUUGCGCUCUUGAGUAGUAGAUUCAAAUCGCAAAGAUGACGUAGCAAGCACAGUGACCAGUUCAAGUUGAAAACAGUCUUUUCUAGGUUUUGUUUUCCUAGCCAUUCAGGUAUUUUCGUGAAACCCAUGCAGACGCCUCCCAAGCCAAACCUUGAAAUCCUGUAUCUUACGUUUGGAAAACCCGAAAAGAUAGAGAU
Molecule: messenger RNA, 2956 nt
Organism: Amoebophrya sp. A25
Lineage: Eukaryota; Dinophyceae; Syndiniales; Amoebophryaceae
Source: the annotation of a GenBank genome assembly